Glarea lozoyensis ATCC 20868 is the source of this 1149-nucleotide messenger RNA. RefSeq names its product GroES-like protein. NCBI's taxonomy places the organism in Eukaryota, Fungi, Ascomycota, Leotiomycetes, Helotiales, Helotiaceae. The record is from RefSeq and is a predicted model, not a curated record. Gene Ontology annotation, cellular component: cytosol. The transcript has 6 exons. Gene Ontology annotation, biological process: formaldehyde catabolic process. Gene Ontology annotation, molecular function: S-(hydroxymethyl)glutathione dehydrogenase [NAD(P)+] activity; zinc ion binding. Bases 1 to 1149 code for a protein of 382 amino acids.
AUGUCUACUGUUGGAAAGACGAUUACUUGUAAGGCUGCGGUGGCGUGGGAAGCGGGCAAAGAUUUGACGCUUGAGGAUAUUGAGGUCGGUCCUCCAAGAGCAAACGAAGUUCGGAUCGAAAUCCACUAUACAGGAGUGUGCCAUACCGAUGCCUACACACUUUCUGGCAAGGAUCCCGAGGGAGCCUUCCCAAUUGUCCUCGGACAUGAGGGAGCUGGUAUUGUCGAGUCUGUGGGUGAAGGCGUAACAUCUGUCAAGCCAGGAGAUUAUGUCGUAGCUCUCUACACACCCGAAUGCAAAGAAUGCAAAUUCUGCAAGUCCGGCAAAACAAACCUCUGCGGUAAAAUCCGCGCAACACAAGGAAAAGGUGUUAUGCCAGACGGAACUUCUCGAUUCAAGUGCAAGGGCAAAGACCUGCUUCACUUCAUGGGAACUUCGACAUUCUCGCAAUAUACCGUUGUAGCUGAUAUCUCCGUCGUUGCUAUUACCAAAGAUGCUCCUAUGGACCGUACCUGUCUCCUUGGCUGUGGAAUCACCACUGGCUACGGUGCCGCGGUCGAAACCGCUAAAGUCGAGGAAGGAUCUACCGUUGCGGUGUUCGGUGCUGGAUGUGUAGGUCUAUCCGUGGUGCAAGGUGCUGUGCAAAGAAAGGCUGGGAAGAUUAUAGUCGUGGACUUGAACCCAAAUAAGAAAGCCUGGGCUGAGAAGUUCGGUGCUACGGAUUUCGUCAAUCCAGGGGAGUUGAAGGAUCAGAGUAUCGUGGAGAAGCUGAUUGAGAUGACUGAUGGAGGAUGCGAUUAUACAUUUGAUUGCACGGGUAAUGUCGGCGUUAUGAGAGCUGCGUUGGAGGCUUGCCACAAAGGUUGGGGUCAGAGCAUUGUUAUCGGUGUUGCAGCUGCUGGACAAGAGAUUUCUACAAGACCAUUCCAACUCGUCACCGGUCGCGUCUGGAAGGGCUGUGCCUUUGGCGGUAUCAAAGGACGUACUCAACUCCCAGAUCUCGUGGACGACUACAUGCAAGGCAAGCUCAAAGUUGACGAGUUCAUCACACACCGCAAGAAGCUUCCUGAGAUCAACGUCGCUUUUGAGGACAUGAAGCAAGGUGAUUGCAUUAGAUGUGUAGUCGACAUGAGGAAGGACAGCGCUUGA